Salvia miltiorrhiza (redroot sage) is the source of this 1602-nucleotide messenger RNA. RefSeq lists its product as uncharacterized. Gene Ontology annotation, molecular function: oxidoreductase activity. The record is from RefSeq and is a predicted model, not a curated record. Lineage: Eukaryota; Viridiplantae; Streptophyta; Magnoliopsida; Lamiales; Lamiaceae. The transcript is spliced from 8 exons. The coding region runs from base 210 to 1460 and encodes 416 amino acids.
GAAUGAAGGCAAGUAGGAAAGAGGCGGUAAUGGAGUAGAAGCCCAAUAAAAAGCUAAAGUGGUUUGAGAUAAUAAUGAAGAAGUUGGAGGGCCUAAACGCAAUAUAAUCAUCCAGUCCAGUGCACUGCUUUAGUCCACGUUGCAUAGAGUUACUGUUUGUGCAGCUAUAUUUUUUCAAACUUGACCACUCCGUUCUUGUAAUUUCUUCCAUGGCUUCAUCGCCCAACUCCUCCUCAUUUCUUGGCAGAAGUUCCACUCUCGCCGUCACCCGUUUCCCCCGCCACCAGGCGCCGCCUCCGGAACGCGGCCGGAAUGUCGCGGUGCUUUGGAGGUGGAAGAGGAGCAGCAGCUUUGUGGUUUUCAGCAAAAAACAGCAGGAAAACGCGCUGCAGUACAGAAGGCUCGGGGACUCCGACCUCGUAAUCAGCGAAAUCACUCUCGGCACUAUGACUUACGGCCAGCAGAAUACAGAGAAAGAGGCUCACGAACAGCUUAGUUACGCGUUUGAGCGCGGAAUUAAUGCUCUAGACACUGCAGAAAUGUAUCCAAUACCACCGAGAGAAGAGACCCAGGGGAGGACAGACCUGUAUAUCAGUAACUGGCUCAAGACUCAGCCCCGAGACAAGGUUAUUUUGGCAACAAAAGUUUCUGGUUACUCAGAGAGAUCCACUUAUUUGCGUGACAGUGGAAAGAUUCCGCGAGUUGAUGCUGCUAAUAUCAGGGAAAGUGUGGAGAAAAGUCUUAAACGUCUUAAUACAGAUUACAUUGACUUACUCCAGAUUCACUGGCCAGAUCGAUAUGCUCCACUAUUUGGGGAAUAUUUUUAUGAUCCUUCAAAGUGGAGGGAAAGUGUACCAUUUGCUGAGCAGCUGAGGGGAUUCCAAGAACUCAUUGAUCAGGGGAAGGUGAGGUACAUUGGCGUUUCCAAUGAAACUUCAUAUGGAGUCAUGGAGUUUGUUCAUGCUGCAAAAGUUGAAGGACUACCAAAAAUUGUCAGUAUCCAAAAUAGUUACAGUAUGCUAGUUAGGUGCAAAUUCGAAAUUGACCUGGUCGAAGUGUGCCACCCAAACAAUUAUAACAUCGGUUUGCUUGCUUAUUCUCCCCUUGCGGGUGGAUCAUUGAGCGGGAAGUAUCUAGACAUCAAUUCGGAAGCUGCCCAGAGAGGCAGGUUUAACCUCUUUCCCGGCUACAUGGAAAGAUACAAUAAGUCUUUUUCUAAGGAAGCUACGACCAAGUACCUGGAGGUGGCAAAGAAACAUGGGCUGAGUCUAGUUGAGUUAGCUCUUGCAUUUGUACGAGACCGAUCAUUUGUAACCAGCUCCAUCAUAGGCGCUACUUCCGUGGACCAACUAAGAGAAAAUAUCGAUGCAGUUUUAACAACUGAGAGGCCUCUGCCCCCUGGGGUGGUGCAGGAUAUUGAAUCUGUUUUCAAAAGGUUCAAAGAUCCUGCAAUUGAUUAGGUUAGUGAAUCCAAACUAUAACCACUUCUGAAUAUUUUAUCUCAAUUUUUAUUGUUUUUGCGUUGAGUGAAAAACAAUACUACGAUCCAUAAUAUUCACAAUUUUAUGUGAGUUAAUAGAGAUUGCAUCUUUCAUAUUUGAA